Hordeum vulgare subsp. vulgare (domesticated barley) is the source of this 1351-nucleotide messenger RNA. Its product is annotated as inactive protein RESTRICTED TEV MOVEMENT 2-like. The transcript has 2 exons. NCBI's taxonomy places the organism in Eukaryota, Viridiplantae, Streptophyta, Magnoliopsida, Poales, Poaceae. Bases 4 to 783 code for a protein of 259 amino acids. The record is from RefSeq and is a predicted model, not a curated record.
AGCAUGGCGAGAGACAUGGCGAGCAGGCAAGAAUCGCCAGCAGCGGCGGCCGACUGGGACUACGAGUGGGUCCACGGCGACGGCGGAUAUCUCCUCCGCCUCAACCUCCCAGGGUUGAAGAAGGAGGAGUUCCGGGUGCACGUCGACGCCGCCGGCCGGCUUGACAUCCUCGGCCCCUCAACGGCGGAUGGAGGAGCCGGGAAGAUGCGGCUGCACCAGGUGUUCCAGCUGCCAGCCACAUCCGACCUCGACGCAAUCACCGGACGGUACAACGCCAACGUGCUCACGCUCACCGUGCCCAAGCUGUCUUCCGCCCCGCCCAAGGGCAAGGAGGCCUCCAACUCGAGCGACGUCGGCGACCAACCAACGGAUAAGAAAUCCAAGCUUAGCCGGGAGGCGGAGCGGCUGAUCGAGGCGGCCAUGGCAAGGUUGCAGGGGAGACACAAGCAGGAGACGGCCAAGGAGCAAAGCAGCAAGGAACCCCCGGCCACCAAAGUGGACCAGAGGGAAAAGGAGCCCAAGGCAGAAAAGGUGGUGAAAGGAGAUGAUGGUCAGGACGGCAAGGCCAAGGCCGCGGCCGCUCCUCAACACAAGGAGAAGCUCGAGUGUGAGACGACGCAGAGACAGAGGGAGAAGAAAGGCUGCUGGAAGGAGCGGGCGGCAGAGGAGGGGUUCAAGUGGGCGGAUGCCAUAGGUAAGAACAAGGAGGUGAUCGCCGCCACCGCCGUUGCUGCCUUCACGCUAGGCGUCUUCGUCUCCCAUAGGCUCUUCUCCAGAAACUGAAGAAACUGAAAAUGCAGCCGCCUUCACGCUAGGCGUCUUCGUCUCCCAGAGGCACUUCUCCAGAAACUGAAAAUGCUCUUCCCCAGAUAUAUACGUGAGGAAUAAAUUCUCGUGGAUAAUAAAGAGUUUAAUGAUACUAUCACAUACGUACAUGACUAAAACAUACUGUACAUGAAACUUAAAAAUAAAAUGGAACUAUCACAUGCUCCCUCCGUCCAACAAGUAUUUCAGGAUGGAGGGACUACAUGACCAAAAUACAUACUCGCAUGGCCAUCUUAUUUUUCAUAUUCCUGCAUUUUCAUGAUUUAUUUCUUUUUUUUCCUCCACGAGGCUUGGGAAAAUACACAAUAAUUAACGACGAUGCCCAACAAUUUCCAUGCCCUUUCUAAGCUGCACAAGUUACAUUUUAUAAUAAUGGAGUAAAAGAGUUUUGCCAACAAGCCAUUUGAUAUCUUGGGUGUACAUUUUACAUUGCCAACAAACUGCACAAAUAGUGCCACCCACUACGGAAAUAAACAUCAUUUAUUUAGUUUACCGUACAACUGCGCCUUUUAUUUUGCUACAAAAA